UUCAUCCAUUCAAUACUACAUGUCCAGGACGAAAGAGGAAGAGUCACAAUCAAACCAGUAAUGGACAUCAAUGCAAAAUUACGAAGAAAAUGAAAGCAAAAAUCCCAAAAGAAUUACCUUUGGUGACGUCAACAGCUUCCAGUAUACAACCUCCAGCUUCAGUAAUAACGACAGCUUCAUCUUCCUGUCAGACGACAGUUACCCAAUCUUGUCACACCCUGAAUGUGUCAUCUACCACAUUACCUUUACACAAUAAUAGAUCAUCAAUAACUGUACCAACAGCGUUACAAUCAACUAAAUUAGCCAUAACAACACAUGGUACAACAUCAACAGUAACAACAACUAAAAUGCCUAUAACAACACAUGGAGCAACAUUACCAACAAGUAACAUAGCAACAACAACAAAUGGAUCAACAUCAACAUUACCGAUAACUAACAUACCAAUAAUAACAAAUGGGACAUCAACAGUACCAAUAACUAGCAUGGCUAUAACAAGACAUGGUACAAUGACAACAGUAACAACAACUAACAUACCAAUAACAACAUGUGGUUCAACAUUAACAGUACCGACAACUAAAUUAACAUCAAUCACUGGAACAUUGCCUACAGCAUUCCCUGCAAUAUCAAGCACCUUAUCAUCUUCCUCAGUAGCAACACCAAUAUGUUCAGCAGCAGUAUUUUCUCAAGUGACUUCCAGCUCAUCCAAUCAGGUUCCAAGUUUCUCAAUAACAAGCACCUCGUCAAGUCAAGUUGUAACAACAUCCAGUAUUUGGAGUGUUGCCGUCUCAAGUCUUGUAACCCCCACCAGUAAAAUACUGAGUACAGUAUCAACCUCAUCGACAAAAACAUCAAACUGUGCAGUUACAGUGCCUGUCACUAACGUACCUGGAACUUCAAACACACUUACAGACGAGGAGAACAAUUUUCUACGUUAUUAUCUGUUAGCCCAGCUUGGUACACGUGCCGUUAGAUUUCUGUUUGACUCGUUUGUCCCACCUGUGACGCUGACCAGUCACCUGAAGAAAGUACAAACAACGUUAAAGAAGCGCUGUAAUCCUCAACAGUUGACCGUCUUAUAUCCUGCUGCCGGUGGAACAGUUUCCUCAGCUGACUUUGAUACCUCUCUUUUGUACACUCUUCUGCGCAACACCGUAGCAAUUGCAGCGCCCACUAGCGGCUGGAAUAAGGAGCCAAGAUCUUGUGAUAUCUCACAGGGUGAUGAUGUAGAGAGAAUAAGAUUCGCCAGAAACUCAUUAUGUCACGGAAAAUCUUCCAUGAAUUUACCAACAUUUAAGUCCAAAUGGUUAAAUAUUUCUAAGGCUAUAGGACGUUUGAGCAGCGGUUCUCUUAAUGCUGAUGUUGUUUCCCUAUCUACAAAGAAAUUUGACAGAAUGGAGCAACAAAGCAUACUAGACGAUUUCUCUCUCCUAAAGAAAAGAGUUGAAAAACUGGAAAGAAAACACAUCCCAUUUAAUAUCCGUGAACAACAUGAAAAGAUAUUUGAGGAAUGGAAACGAGAGCAAACGGUUUUUUUCGAAACGAGAGCAUUUCAGAAAGUGAAAUCUGAAAUUGAAUCCAAAGAUAUCGUGACAAUAAUUAGCGGACCUGGAAUGGGUAAAACAUUCAUUGCCAGGCGGGUAUGCCUUCAACUACAGGAGGAAGGUUGGGAAAUUAUACCUGUGAAUCACAUCGAAGACAUGAUGACCUAUCGUCUUGUCAGCAUCAACCAAGUCUUUCUUCUCGAUGAUCCUGUAGGGGUCUUUGGCUUUGACAGAUCAAUUUCCAAUUCCAUUGAAAGAAUGUUUGAAUCCAUUUAUCUGUCAAAGAAAACAAAAUUUAUUUUUACUUGUAGAAAAUCAGUCUUUAUUGAAUGCGAAAAACAACCUAGUUUUUUAAAAAAUGUUAUUGAUAUUGGAAGUCCAGAUUAUAUGCCAAGUGAGAAUGAAAUGAAGGAAAUAUUAAAUUCACAUUGUGAAAGAGCAGGAAUAGAUGAAACGAUUUACAAGAGUGUCAACUUUAAAAGAGGCAUGGCGAUGUUUCCUCUUUUAUGCCGAUUAUUUUCAAAAGGUGAAGAAAACCAGAAAUUGGGAAGUCUGUUUUUUGAAAAACCAUAUCAGAGUAUCAUAGAACAGUUCAUUAAAAUGAGGAACCAAAACGAAUCCCAUUAUGCCGCACUUGUAUUAUGUAUGCUCAAGGAUAAUUACUUGGUAAAGGAGGAGGUUUCUGAAUCUUUUCAGGCGAUUAGCGAUAACUUCGACGUCAGUUUGCCUCGUAUACGCAGGUCAUUAAAAGAAUUGACUGGAACAUAUCUUGUUAAACAAAAUAAGAUUUAUUCAUUCUACCAUGACUCAUUGUUUGAGGUUGUGGCCUAUCUCCAUGCUUCCAAGUUCCCAGAACAGGUUCUCAAAUCACUGAGGAGUAGUUAUAUUGCAAAUAAUGUUCUUGUCACUGAAGAAGCUGUAGAACCAUCGUGUACGAAUCUCUGUAUCUGCCUUAAAAAGAAACAUUACAUCUUGCUUGCAAAAAGACUGUUGAAAGAUAUUAGAGACGUUCAUUUCUACGACGUUUUUGAUGGAAAAGCUCUUAAAAGCAAGGAAUUUUUAGAUUACUUUAUUUCUUACCUUGAUGAUGUACCUAAUAGAGAUUUAGCAGACAUGUUUUUAACGAUUCAUUCCUCCGAGAUGAAUAUGGUAAGCUACAGUAAAGAAACUUCGGAUAAAGUAAAAUACUGGGGAUUAGAUUACUAUAGACACAACCUCCUUUGGGGGGAAACAAUUAAAAUAAAAGCUUACCGUGGAAAAGGGAAAGGCAAGUUUGAAUAUAACAAUGACGAACCUCAAUUUCGUAUUGUGGCAUUGAGUUGGCUCAUUUAUUUUGGACAUGUACAUUUUUUAAACUACAUUCUUAACAGAUUUGAAAAUAUUCCGCAAUUACUGGAGAUAAAGAGGACGGACGGUUCCAGAUUGCUUGUGUUGGCGUGUUUGACAGGAAAUGUAAAUGUUGUACACAGACUCAUUGAUUGGCUAGGGCACUCAUAUAUUAACCUUGCUCCAAAUGAUACGUUUGACCCUUAUAAUGAGCACCUAUGUUACACCCCGUUAACAGCUGCUGUAAUAUCCAACAACAAGUCAGUAAUUGUGGAACUUAUUAAAGAAGGAGCCGAUGUAAAUAGUAGGGAUAAUACCUUUGAGGGAGACACACCUCUCACCACUGCCUGUAGACUAGGAUAUACCACAGUUGUAGAAACCCUAUUAUUCUGCAAGGCAGAUGUAAACCAAGUCAGUAACUCUGGACGAUCUCCAUUAUUCUGGGCAUCACGUAUGUCUAGAUGUGAAAUAGUGGAAAUAUUGUUACAAAGAAAUGCUAAUGUGAAUAUUGCUGAUGAUGAGGACAGGUGUCCUAUACAUGAAGCGGCAGAAAGAGGCUUCCUUGAUAUUGUGAAACUUUUGGUGGAAAACAAUGCUGACACAACUUCUGUAGACAAAAAUGGAAAAAUAGCAGUCUCAAUUGCAUUUGAAAAUAACUAUGAUUCUGUGAAAGAAUAUUUAAUUUCACAAUGUAACAACAGAGAUGCAUUUCAAGAUCAAGUCAUUCGUAACUUCAUUCAAAAAACCAUUGGUAUUUCACAAAAAAUGGAAACUUUCAAAUCAAAUACAAGUAGUCGAUUUACAUGUCUUUAUGAACUAAUUCUUGCAUCAAAACGUAGUCUCCCUCAGAACUGGCAGUCCUAUUGUUUUCAACAAAACUUCUAUCAAGAUGAGUUGUCGAUCUUAAACUGUUUGUUCAGUCACGGUUAUAAUUUAAGUUCUAAAGAUACAUUUUACCAAAAAUUACUGCUUGUAGCAUCAGAAAAAGGACAUCUUAAGGUUGUUGAACAGUUAGUUAACCACGGAGCUGAUUUAAGUAUUCAUAAUGAUGAAAAUAUUACACCACUGUAUAUAGCAUCACAAAAUGGACACGCAGAGAUAGUUAAAUAUUUAGUAGAACACGGUGCUGAUGUCAAUAUUUAUAAUGAUGAAAAUGUUACACCGCUGUAUAUAGCAUCACAAAAUGGACACACUGAGAUAGUUAAAUAUUUAGUAGAACACGGUGCUGAUGUCAAUAUUUAUAGGAAUGAUUAUGUUACAGCGCUGUCCAUGGCGUCAUUAAAUGGACACACUGAGAUAGUUAAAUAUUUAGUAGAACACGGUGCUGAUGUCAAUAUUUAUGAUGAUGAAAAUACUACACCGCUGUGGAUAGCAUCACAAAAUGGACACACAGAGAUAGUUAAAUAUUUAGUAGAACACGGUGCUGAUGUCAAUAUUUAUAGGAAUGAUAAUGUUACAGCGCUGUCCAUGGCGUCACAAAAUGGACACACCGUGGUAGUUAGAUAUUUAGUAGAACACGGUGCUGAUGUCAAUAUUUAUAAUGUCAGAAAUGUAACACCGCUGUAUAAAGCAUCACAAAAUGGACACUCUGAGAUAGUUAAAUAUUUAGUAGAACACGGUGCUGAUGUCAAUAUUUAUAAUGAUGAAAAUGUUACACCGCUGUUGAUAGCAUCACAAAAUGGACACACUGAGAUAGUUAAAUAUUUAGUAGAACACGGUGCUGAUGUCAAUAUUUAUAAUGAUGAAAAUGUUACACCGCUGUAUAUAGCAUCACAAAAUGGACACACUGAGAUAGUUAAAUAUUUAGUAGAACACAGUGCUGAUGUCAAUAUUUAUGAUGAUAAAAAUGUUACACCGCUGUGGAUAGCAUCACAAGAGGGACACACUGAGAUAGUUAAGUAUUUAGUAGAACACGGUGCUGAUGUCAAUAUUUAUAAUGUCAGAAAUGUUACACCGCUGUGGAUAGCAUCACAGGAUGGACACACUGAGAUAGUUAAAUAUUUAGUGGAACACGGUGCUGAUGUCAAUAUUUAUAAUGUCAGAAAUGUUACACCGCUGCUGAAAGCAUCACAAUAUGGAUACACUGAGAUAGUUAAAUAUUUAGUAGAACACGGUGCUGAUGUCAAUUAUUAUGAUGUCAGAAAUGUUACACCCCUGUAUAAAGCAUCAAAAGAGGGACACACUGAGAUAGUUAAAUAUUUAGUAGAACACGGUGCUGAUGUCAAUAUUUAUAAUGUCAGAAAUGUUACACCGCUGUUGAAAGCUUCAGAAGUUGGACGCACUGAGAUAGUAAAAUAUUUAGUGGAACACGGUGCUGAUGUCAAUAUUUAUAAUGUCAGAAAUGUUACACCGCUGUAUAUAGCAUCACAAUAUGGACACACUGAGAUAGUUAAAUAUUUAGUAGAACACGGUGCUGAUGUCAAUAUUUAUGAUGAUAAAAAUGUUACACCGCUGUGGAUAGCAUCACAAGAAGGACACACUGAGAUAGUUAAAUAUUUAGUAGAACACGGUGCUGAUGUCAAUAUUUAUUAUGUCAGAAAUAUUACACCGCUGUUCAUGGCAUCACAAGAAGGACACUAUGAGAUAGUUAAAUAUUUAGUAGAACACGGUGCUGAUGUCAAUAUUUAUAAUGUCAGAAAUGUUACACCGCUGUGGAAAGCUUCAGAAAUUGGACGCACUGAGAUAGUUAAAUAUUUAGUAGAACACGGUGCUGAUGUCAAUAUUUAUAAUGAUAAAAAUGUUACACCGCUGUGGAUAGCAUCACAAGAGGGACACACUGAGAUAGUUAAAUAUUUAGUAGAACACGGUGCUGAUGUCAAUAUUUAUGAUUAUGAUAAUGUUACAGCGCUGUCCUGGCGUCACAAAAUGGACUAC
Messenger RNA from Saccostrea cuccullata (small rock oyster), 5741 nucleotides. RefSeq lists its product as uncharacterized. The record is from RefSeq and is a predicted model, not a curated record. The transcript is spliced from 6 exons. Gene Ontology annotation, molecular function: protein binding. Gene Ontology annotation, biological process: innate immune response. The annotation marks the transcript as partial. NCBI's taxonomy places the organism in Eukaryota, Metazoa, Mollusca, Bivalvia, Ostreida, Ostreidae. Gene Ontology annotation, cellular component: cytoplasm.